Molecule: messenger RNA, 9728 nt
Organism: Serinus canaria (Common canary)
Lineage: Eukaryota; Metazoa; Chordata; Aves; Passeriformes; Fringillidae
Gene: PARVG
Product: parvin gamma
Exons: 15
Coding region: 349-1317 (322 amino acids)
Biological process (GO): cell projection assembly; substrate adhesion-dependent cell spreading; establishment or maintenance of cell polarity
Cellular component (GO): focal adhesion; actin cytoskeleton; cytoplasm
Molecular function (GO): actin binding
Source: RefSeq, a predicted model, not a curated record
AAGUUCCGGAUGGGACCAUGGUUUCAUUUUUAAGAGCUGAGCACUGCGGCGCAACUUCCCCUUUGUGUGCUUUGUGCUGCCCUGCAUGGGAGACCUCCAAGCCUGGGCGCAGCCCUCUCCCUGCGAAAUUGCAUCCUUACUACUGGGACAAGGUCUUGGAAGAGCUUCUGGAGAGUUACUGAAAGAGAGAAUAGAUCUGGACAAGGGGAUCAAGGGCACACCCAGUCAGUUUGUGGACAGCACCCAGCUGGGUGGGAGUGUGGAUCUGCUGGAUGACAGAAAGGCUCUGCAGAGGGACCCGGACAGGCUGGAUCCAUGGGCCCAGUUUACCAGGAGUGAUUAAAGACAAUGGAUCCAGACUUUUUAAAUGCAUUUACACAGCCUUCUACACUUGAUCGAUUCCUAACUGAAGACAUCAUUGCUAAAGGUGAGAAGAGGAAACUCAUAAAACCGACCUCAAGCAACAACCCCAAACUGGAAGAAUUGAAGCUGUUCUUGACCGAGUGGAUCAACAGAACUCUGAAAGAGGAACACAUAGUAGUUAAAAGUCUGGAGGAAGAUCUGUAUGAUGGGCUGGUACUUCAUCAUCUCCUGGAAAACUUAGGAUCUCUCAAGCUGGAUGUUGAGAAGAUUGCAUUAACAGAAAAAAAACAGCGAAAGAAACUCUCAGUGAUUCUGGAUGUUUUGGCCAAGUGUUUGCAACUAGAAGAAAGUCAGCUGAAAUGGAGUGUGGAAUCUAUCUUGGCAAAGGACUUACUGAGCACACUGCAUCUUCUGGUUGCAAUAGCAAAGCACUUUGAACCCACCCUGGCUCUGCCUCCAAAUGUUCAAGUGGAGACAAUCACCAUCGAGACCACUUCCAGAGGAUUAAAGACAUCCAAAGCGGUGGAAUAUAUCACAGAAAACAAAGAGAAUAUAGAAGCGCAGUCAAAAGAUGAUGCCUUUGAUGAAUUAUUUAGCUGUGCUCCAGAUAAACUGGAUGCUACAAAAAAGGCACUUUUGCAAUUUGUUGACCAGCAUGUUGGAAAAUUAGGAUUAAAAGUGAAAAACAUCAAAUCUCAGUUUUCAGAUGGGGUUAUCUUACUUCUCCUAAUUGGACAACUAGAGGGUUACUUUCUGAAUUUAAGGAAUUUCUUCCUGACUCCAGCCAGCACCAUGGAAAUGCUCCACAAUGUUAACCUGGCACUGGAAUUGCUAGCAGAGGGAGGCCUUCUGAAUUUUUCUGUGAACUCUGAAGAUAUUGUGAAUGGAGAUAUGAAGGCUAUAAUGCGAGUUUUGUAUUGCUUAUAUUCCAAAUACAGAACCGAAGAAGAAUGAAGAAAAAGGCCAAUACCUUGAGUUGCCUUUUUUUGUUUGUUUGUUUGUUUGUUUUGGGGGGGGGGAGGGUUUGGUUUUGUUUUGUCCCUUGCAGACCAUGGUAUGGAUUUUGGAUUCCCAGCUCUGUUUGCCGCUGCUUCUGGGCAUGCACUGGUGUUUGACACUUGCUGUGUUAACACUGUAUAGCAAAUAUGUUGUUCAUGCUAGGUUUCACAUACACAGCCUAAGCAACUGUAAAUGUGUUUCCACAGCUGGUGUAAUUCUAGGGCUGUAGCUCUUGUUCCAGAUCCUGCCUUCUGUAUUCUCUAAAGCCCCCCAAUGCUGCAAAGAAAUUAAAUGUAUGUUUAUUCUGGGCCUUGUAUUCUUUGCUCCUGAAGGUGACUUUGAAAGUUGUUGUAUCCUCCCCAUUUUUCUGAUUUGGAAGUCAUUUGGAAAACUAGAGAUGAGAAAGACCCACCAGAGUGGGAGGGCUGAGACACACCUGAAGUUCAAAAUCUGCUUUAGAGAGGUGGCCAGUGGUGUCAGACAAGAGGAUAUGAAUUGGGUGCCAAAUGAAGAGAUAGCAAAAAUGAAAUGUGAACUUACCAAGUGUUUUAUAAAUGUUUCAAUGCUCAUUUGCUUGAAUAUGGAAAAGGCACUCAGCACAAUUUGCUGGUGUGAAACUGUGUAGGAACAGGGAGUUUUCCUGCACAGCUGCAGAAGGAUGCCCUUAUUUCCUUGCUAAGCCAGUGCCAAACCAUGUCCAGCUCCAGUUGUAGCCCUGAUACCAACUCUGGCUAGUAGGGAUGCCAAUCUCUGUCCAGCAUGUUGUGAGAGGGAGUCACACAUCUGCACUUUGUCUGCUGUAGGAGGUGGGCAGAUGCUGGCUGAGCUCUGCAGCUGGUGGAGAUAGAGGCCACUAUGGGUGGGAGCAGUGAAUUCAGCUUCCCAGUGCCUCUGACAGCUGAGUCAUCUCAAACUCAACAGGCUCUCCUAGGUGAAUUUGCCCAGCCUCUAUCCCCCGCUUCCCAGCAGUUUCCUCUGAGUGCAUCAAAGGUAGCCACGAUUUAUUAAUGAUCACCCUCAGUCUUUCUUGGGGGAUUUAAAUCAGGACUCCUUUCAAAACCUCCAUCUACUCUCUUGACCCUAAAUUUAUGUCAUGUUGCAUAAAACUAGAGAUAUAACUAGAAAAAAAAAGCUUCAGUAUUUUUUUUUUACUUCCAUCCAAACUGAAUAAAUUUCCUGUCAUGGGUAACUCUGACAUUUGAUCUCUGAUCUGAUCCUCCAUCUGUGUGUUAAUGGGAAACCAGAACUCGCUGGGUGCAAGUGCUGACAUUUACAGAGAAGAAUUUGUUGUGUCUACCUCUGGAUCAUGCCGCCAAGGGAAGAUCCUUGGAUAGCAAUGCUGACAAGUCUUUUGAAAACAGUAACACUGCACAGCUGCUGGGGGAUGGAGCUGUGCAAACUGCCCUAAGACCAAUCCCUUCUGCACCAAGAAUUAACUUGGGAUGUUUUUACAGUGAAAAAUACAAUCUUUGGUGCCAAUGAGCUACCAAGAUCACUUGAUCCCCAGCAACUAUUCCUUCUGUGUGCUGAUCUGGACAAUUUAAGUAAAGAAUACUUGGUUCUUUCAUUUGCAAUUCCCCAUAGGCACCUUGCUUGAUUCCUUAAUAGGCUUCCAAGGAUCAACUGGGAGACCUGAGAAGCUCAUUCUUGCUUCACAGAAUUUUGUAACACUGCACAUAGAACAUGCACUCAUUGUAGAAUGAAUUGCUAUUGAACAGAUAAACCCAGGAUGUGGCUUGUGGAGAGCAGGGGUGAGAGGGCAGGAGGGCCUGGGCAAUGAUUUGGUAGCAGUCUGGCCUUUUCCUCCUGGGAAGCUCUCCUGAACCUCUUACUCUGUGCUGAUGAUCAGAAUUCAGUUCCAGUGUGUGACUCCAGGCAUAUGACCUGGGCUAGGAAAAAGCCACAAGUGCUAGGAGGAUUAGCUUGUGCUGCCCUGGCUAGAUGGUUAUUACUGCUCAAGGAAACUGCUGGAUUUUAAUCCAUGUGCUCUGAGUUUUGUGUUCCACUCCUCUGACAUAAAUAAAUUCAGCGCUUUUACUUCCAAGAGGGCAAGUCUAGAUCUUGAUAUUUAAUGAAAGAAAGGGUCAUCUUCCCUUUCCAACACCAGCUUGCUUAAACCUGUUGUAAACAAGUCAUUCUUUUGAAAACAUACAGGGGAGAAAAGACAGUUAAUAUGCUUGAAACAAAAACAUGCUGAGACAAAAAAUUAAUGUUUUAAUCUGCUUUUUAUGCUGAGAGCAAAUUUAUAAUACACUUGAUGUGUCUGACCUCUUUGAUUAAGGGUCUGUGUUUGAUUCCUAAAACAUGCUGUGGAAUUUUACUAAUCCAUCAUAUAGACACCCACUCCAUAAAUUGGUGUAGUAUACAAAUGCGCUAUUUACACUUGCGAUAUAGCCACAGCCUUGGCACCAUUUUAAUAAUAAAUAUAAAGUGACAGAGCCAAAAAGAAUAUGCCAACACCUGGUUUAGUGGAAGGUGUCCCUACCCACAGAAGGGGCGUGGGAGCUGGACAAUCUUUAAGGUCUCUUCCAAAGUCCUGUAGAUGCUUCUGUUGCUUUUCCCGUCCCACAGGCCAGUGAUGCAGUGGCUUUGGGUCACAGCAGUAGCUGGGAAGUGGGACAGAUCUGAAGGGUUCCCAACUCCUGCUUGCUGCCAUCUUUCCAUCAUCCAUUCUUUCUACAAUACCCAGACUCAUCCAUAAAAAUACAUAUUUCUGGAGAUGGAGUGGCAGGGCUGUUUGGAGAGAACGGCAGGUGGAAGGGUCACUUUAAGGGAAUGUGGAUGCACAGAAGUUUUCAUUAACAGGAUCAAGCUACUCACUGAGAUGAUUGGUACUGCCUCUAAAGCCUGAGACAGGGAAAUGGAGAGCUGUCCCUGCUGUCAAACCUCCUUCUUCUCCUUGGGAACUGGUCCUGUCAGGAUCACACUGACAUUUUUGUGGCUGCCCUCAUCAUGUGGCUGCAUCCCUGCAGCCAGGCCCUUGCUGCCUUGCAAUGGGGCAGGGAAAUUCCAGAUGGAAAAUUCUGGCAGACUUCACCUGCUUGAUGGGUGGGAGUGCAAAUUCUUAGUGUUUGUCCUUUCCUUCCUUCUCAUUUUCCCCCUUCCUUUAUUCUUUUCCAAUGGCUUCUAUUGUGUUGUUUCUUGCAGGGAACCAUCCUCACAGUGGCUGCUCUAAGUCUCUUUGGCAAUUAGAUUUUCAAACCAUGAAAGCAGCUCAUUCAAAUUCUUCUUCUCCAUGAGCUCUACAUGAGCUGUGUUUGUGUCUGUAUGAAGGGACCUUGUUCUUUCUCUUACAGGCUGCUAAAAUUUCCCCAAAGAGUAAAAGCCAUUGUCAGCUUUCACAAGUGAUUUUUUUUCUAGUCAAUUAAUAUUUUAAUAAAGACUAGAUGAAAGUGUUACUUUGAAGGAAACAAAUGAGUGUAUAUGAGCCCUUCUGCUCACUGUGGAGAUGGAUGGAUUUCCUCUGCCAUUCAAAAUUUUCUAGGAUGGUGAGACUGUGAAUAGGAUGUAAAGACUGGGGUAUGGAGAGAUGAGUUUUGAGAGAAGUGAUAAUGAAAUCAGGACAGCAGUACUGCAGACUGGCACAUCUCUGCUGUCCCAUCUUCUCCAUCAACCAACUGUACUUUCUAGAACUUAAAAAUGAGGGGAAAAAAACCCAAACACAAUGAACCACCUCUGGGUUUUUUGCAUUUUGUUUUCAACUAAGUGCAUCUGGGUACCUUUGCCAUUCACUUCUUCCCUUAGUUUUCUAAGGGAAGAAGUGAAUUUUCUUCCAUGUCAUUCCUUUAUUAUCAGAGUCCCCAAGUCAUUCUGCCCUAGCUACUGGCUAAAAUUAAAGUUACUAAGGAUUUUUUCCAUUGGUGCCCUCUGUCAGCCUGCACAUAACUCAUUUCACACCCCUCAUCAAGGAGCCAAUAAAAUAAUACAGAAGAGCAGCUAAAUAUUAGGGGAGAAUGGAGUAGCUUAGCCAUAAACUGAUUAGUUUUAUCUGUGGAACUGUAACUGGAUGCUUAGAUGGGAGCUCCCCAAAUCUGUUGUCAUGAAAUGCUGGGGAAUUACAGUUGGGGUGCUUCAUGCUGUUCCCUGCACUCUACUGCAGGUGCCAUUGGGAUUUAUCUGCUCCAGAGAGCUGCAGCCUGCACCUAGCUUAUCCUAGGGCUGCAGGAAGCACACACCCCAUGGCAGUGGGGUGCUUCAGCUUCCUUUGAGGAAUAAAGCCCAGCUACAGGGUUGUGCUCAUGCUGGUAAAUGGGAAGUUGAAAUAUAUGAUCUGAAAUGGCAGUGGUGUAAUGAAAAUGUGAUCUGACCCUAAACACAGCUGAAGAACACAAUUGUGUUAUAAAAUAGGAAAAAGUCUGGAUAGUUUGGAUAGUUUGGGCCACAACAAGUUAUACUGGUGUCAUGGUAAGAUAAAGACUCCUAGUGGAGUCAGAUAUUAGUAUUUUGUCAGAUACACUGACUAAAAUUAUGGAAGAAAUGAAUAAACUCAAUUUACAGCCUCAUUCUAGCAUCCAAUUUUUCUAUGUGUGCUUUCCCCUAUAUAUUUCUGUACUUUGGCAUUCUGACACCUUGUCCACCCCAAUUUUUCUCCCUUUUGUAUCCCCCUUGUGGUGCUGACAUAGGUGGUCCUUCAACUCCUUCCCCUCUCCAUACUCUGAGCUGCCAGGAUGUCAUUGGGAAGGUAUCUGGUAGAGAAGCUGUAUUUAAAAUGCAAAAAAGCUGUGUAAAAACUCUGGAAACACCAGCUGGCUGCUGUGUAUAAGAAUUUAAAAUGUUUCUCAGUGGUGCAAGAAGAAUUUCUUUAUCCUUCCUCCGACAUUAAAAUAUUAUCAAAGAUAGCAGGUAACAUUUUGACUGAGCCAACAUGUUAGGGAUGCAGAAGUACAGCCAGAUCCAGUAACGAGCUAAUUUUCCUUUCCCCUUUUACCUUUUGAUGCAGGGCAGCUGAGAUAUGUGUGUAGUUUCCCUGGCUAUAUUCUCUUUUUUGGCAGGAAAAUCCUGAAUACGGAGGGUUUGAAAUUUUUGGAGUGUUUGAGAACUCAAACAGGUCAGCCUCCUCUGGUGCAGUAGUAUCCUGGGGGUUUUUUUGUGGUUGUAUAGAGGAUUUCUGGAUGCCCAUGGGUAGGAAUUGUGUGUGCAGCAGUGUAGCUUCUGCAGGUGGGGCUGGGGAAAGGGAUUUUCCUGGAUCUCGACACCAAGCCAAGAGGGCAAGAGCUGUUGAUAGAAUUUCUUGUAGGGGAUCCCCACUGUGGAAAUAUUGACUCUGGCUCACUGCUUAGUUUAGAACCAUGUGAAAAAUGUACUCUGGACUUUAUGCAGAGCAGAUGGUCCAACAGGCUUUACUGGUUAGAGUGUGUCAAAUAACAGAUUGUCUAGAAAAGUUUUCUUGUUUUUGGCAGACAAUUCAGCUCAUAAUGUGUUACUGAAGUUCACUGUGCAUCUCUGCAGAAGUGGGCAGCUAACACAUUUUGUGUCAUCUGCUAUACCAAAAGUUUUUUAAAUAAUUAAAAAAAAAAGCAAAGUAGAAGUUGUGUCCCUACUUGUUCUCUUGAGUGGAGGUGGGAAAAGGCAGCUCCAGUGUGUGAGUAGAAAAUGAAAUCCAGAAAAUUGAUUUAUAUUCCAAAGCCACAAUCUCCUUCCAGCUGGUACAACUUUUUUUUUUUCAUUCUCUUUUAAUAUGCCCUUUGAAAUAAUUCCUCCCUUUAUUUUAGAAUCAGGAAAACAUAGAAGUCUCAGGCUUUAUUGCAAAAAACCAAAAAUAGAUUCUGCAAACUUUUAACAUCUACACAGAGUAGGCUAUUAAGUAGUAGUAGUAGUAUUAAGUAGUAGUAGUACCAGCUAUCACCAGAUUCAAGAAACCCAAGUAGUGUUUAAUGAGAACUGAGCACACACAAACAUGAAUAUUAAAGCACUGAUAAAGCUUGAUCAUAUUAAGGAUGAUAAUCUUGUGAAAGGUUCCUUGGAAGAACUGGAUUCUUCAGGUCCCUUUAGGUAAAAGUCAUAUAUUUUUCUCUUCUUUGAAGCAGUUUAUUGAAAACAUUGUAGUGUAAUCCAGGCAAAAACACCCCAUUGAGCUGUCUCACCUGGACUGGUCUGUCAUGUUCAGCAGGCAGGGCAAAGGUUUACUCCCAAGUGAUUUUCCAUGGUAAUGCUCUUUUAGCUUUAUCUGAUGUGUGACAGUGAGAAACUACUGUCCAGUUACCUCCUUGCUAUUUAGCUGAGCUGAAACAUUGAGCACCCCAAAGACCUUGCCUGAGACAGUGUUUACAGGUGAUGCCUGAGGAGCAUGAAGUCCUGCAGACUGUGCUUGUAUGUGAUCCCAAGGGAUGGCCAGGUCUUUAAAAUGGCCUUUUUCUCUAAUAAAUAUUGUAUCUGUAGCUGUGAACCACUGUCCAUGUUUUAUGUGUCAGUGCCUCAUUGCACAUCUUGCAGGUGAAAUCCCUUUGCCAAGGUAUCUUCUGUGAAUCCAUGUGUGCCCAGCUCAGGCUGGGAGUCAGUAAGAUCAGUAAGUUCUUCAGUGUGAGCCCUAAAAUCCAGUCUUUUCCCUUCUGCAGACCAUUACUCCAGUGAUGCCUUGUCCAAAUCGGUGGCCAGCAUGGCCAGCAGUGUGUCAGGCGCUGUGACUGGUCUGUAGGUGGAGGGUGGGACUUUUACUGACAAGGAUGAGGGUGGGGGUACUGCCCUCACUCUCCACAAUUCCUGCACAUUUUUCCAGACUCAGACGACAGCAGACUCCUUUUGCACUAAUCCAGACCUACUGACAGACCACGCUGUUGCCAGCUGGCAUGGUUUCAUUUGACUUUAUUAUUAAUCAGGGUUUGUCAGUUUUCUAUUGCUCAGCUUGUCUCCUUCUCAGCAGUAGAGCUGCCAGAGCCCCCAGUGGGGUGAGGGGACUAUCAUUUUCUGUAUCUCUUUUCCACAGUCAUUUGCUAUCUCCUGGGGAGAGCAAAAAUUGCCCAGAGCCUCCAGCUCCAUGGGUAAGGGGAUGUGGCAGUAUCUCUGAGGACGUGACCUGUGAGGAGGGGCAGCAAAUUCACAGAAUUCACAGAAGUCACAGAAUUUACAGAAUUAAAAAAAUCACUAGGUUGGAAGAAACCUUCAUCGAGUCCAACCCAUGCCCUAACACCUCAAGUAAACCAUGGCACCAAGUGCCACAUCCAGUCUUUUUUAAACUCAUCCAGGAAUGGUGACUCCACCACCCUGGGCAGAUGAUUCCAGUACUUUAUCACUCUUAUUGUAAAAAACUUUUUCCUAAUAUCCAACCGAUAUUUCCUUUGGCACAGCCUAAGACUGUGUCCUCUGGUUCUGUCAGUUGCUGCCUGGAAAAAGAGACCAACCUCCACCUGACUACACCCACCUUUCAGGUAGAGAGUACACCUCUCAGCUGUAGAGAUUGAUAAGGUCACCCCUGAGUCUCCUUUUCUCCAGGCUAAACAACCCCAGCUCCCUCAGCCACUCCUCACAGGGCUUGUGUUCCCAGCCCCUCACCAGCCUCGUUGCCUCCUCUGAAUGCACUCAAGGGUCUCAAUGUCCUUCUUAAAUUGAGGAGCCAGAACUGGACACAGUACUCAAGGUGUGGCCUCACCAGUACAGGUGAGGGCUGAGUACAGGGGAAGAAUGACCUCCCUGUUCCUGCUGGCCACAGUAUUCCUCAUACAGGCCAAGAUACUGUUGGCCUUCUUGGCCACUAGGGCACACUGCUGGCUCGUGUUCAGCUGGCUGUCGACCCCAUGACAGUUGUGAGUCAUGGCAGGGCAAGGAAGUGGGUUUGAUUUUUACCUGGAGAAGGAGAGCAAUCAGGCACAGGUAGCCUGAAGGAGGAAGAAACUUGGCUGGUACUGGGGGGAUAGCUGGAGGGUACACAGGUAAGGUUUAUAUUUUCUUAACAGCCUCACAGUUCUCCUUGUCUUACCUUCCAAGAAGAUGCUGACAGCAGAAAGACAGAGGAACACAGGACUGAUGAGAACUAUACAAUCCCAUAGCGAGAGGCUCCGCCCAGAGGAAAGAGCCAAGCAUUCUACCCAGAUAUAAUCUUGAGAUUCUGGAACAUCAGCACGGCUUUCUCCACUGGAUUUCCCAGAGAAAAGCUGCCCCUUGCACUAGAUCUUCAAAGGAAGACUACACAUUUCUACGGGAUCCCUGCUCCAGCAGAACCACACCUGAUACUUCAGGAGGACUGCAGCCACAAUUCCAAUUGGACUGCUACCAAUGCCCUGACCAAAACGGUGUCAGGUUGUGUUCUAGCUCUGUCAGUGUUGUUUUACUUUACUGCAUUUGUUGUAUUGCAUUCUUAUAUGUUUUAUUUGCAUUAAGUUGUACUUUGGUUUGACCCAGAUUCACCCCAUUAUAACGGUUCUGCCCCUGCA